AUGUUCAAGGCACGUGACUUGCGCGUGAUGUCGCCUCUAAUCUUUGGCCUCCGCCAACUCGCACGCACCGUGCACUGGCCCAGAGGGACGAUGCCACCAAGACGCGCAGCGACCAGCAGCAGUAGCAGAAGCAAAAGGAAGGCGGAAGAAUCGGCUGACUCGGCUGACGAAUCGCUCAAAACGUCGAAGAAAGCAAGGGUAGCCGAAGCCGUUCCGUCUGCCUCGGCCGGAAGCUCUCAGCCGACGAACAAAGUAGUGCCUGACACCAUCGUCUUCCCAGGUAUAACGCAUCCCGGCACUCUUAGACUGGCGACAUGGAACGUAUGUGGACUGGCAGCGAGUCGGAAGAAGGGGUUCCAGAGAUACAUCGACGCGGAGGACCCGGAUGUCUUGGUGCUCACGGAGACGAAGGUCAAUGACGAACCGAGCAUGGAUCUAGCGCUCAAAGCGCGUUUCCCUUAUUGGCAUUGGUCUAUCUCUGCCAAGAAAACCUACUCUGGGACCGCGAUUUUGUCCAAGCACAAGCCUCUGAGCGUGACUUCCACGCUGCCGGGGCACCCCGACCCCACCCUUGUCAAGGGAAGGAUCGUGACGAUGGAGUUUGAGAACUGUUUCGUGGUCGGCACGUAUACGGUGAACGCAGGUUCUGAUUUGAAGGCGCGUACCUUGGACCAGAAGAAAGAGUGGAAUACUCAUUUUGAGACCUACGUGCGGGAUCUCGACAAGCGGAAGCCUGUCAUCUGGACGGGAGACCUGAACGUUGCUCCGACAGAACUAGGCAUGUACUUCAGAAUGCGCUUCCAUCUCACGAAUGCUAAAUCCAACUGGAACAAGACAGCUGGGUAUACGGAAGCGGAGACGACUGCGUUCAAACGAUUCAUUGAACCGCCCGAAGACGUCGCAGAUGCUGCCACGUUCGUCGAUGUGUGGAGGCAGUUGCACCCCACGGAAAGACAGUACACAUACUUCUCGUAUCGGUUCAACUGCCGACUCAAAGGGAUCGGAUGGAGGCUGGACAUGUUUGUCUUGAGCGAGCGCAUCGCAAGUAAGGUCAAGAUGUGUGAAAUCCGAGGCGAAAUCUACGGGGCUUCCGACCACUGUCCGCUCGUCAUGGAGAUCGAAGGCGCGCUGUGAAGAGCUUAUGCGGACAACUCAGGCUUGGUAUUCACCGAAACGAGUGUGACCUGUUUCCGAUGCAUGGGCUUGAGCGCCUUUCUCGCCUUUGAGGCCUUUGUCACAGAUCUAAGCGUAGAAAUAUUGGUCGGCUCGUUUGGUAUUCCAUGUGGCACUCACCAGACACUUGAGAUCAAACGUUGCUGUGUUCGUGUACUUGUGUUUGUCUUUCAGAAUCUUGGCGAGCUUUUUGGCUGCAUCCAUGAUGUCCGCAUUUCG
Mycena citricolor is the source of this 1392-nucleotide messenger RNA. The record is from the annotation of a GenBank genome assembly. Lineage: Eukaryota; Fungi; Basidiomycota; Agaricomycetes; Agaricales; Mycenaceae.